GGUGAUGGCACUAAUGGUGAUGGUUUACCAAACUGUCUUGAAGCACUAGCUAGUAAGCAGUUUGUUUUCCAGAUACGUGUCACGCCAUUCAACUUCACACCCAACCAUCGCACUUUCACGGUGUCAAGAAUCUCAGCAGAAUCCACAAUUGAAGAUGGCUCGGAGGAUGAAAAGAACUCUCCAACCCUCACAACCGAAAACAAUACAGAAGGACCAACAACUACGCACACUGUUGUGGUUGACACAACCCAACUCGACAUGAAUUCAGACCCACCAACAAGCUCCAGCGUGGGGGCCCUGUGUGAGAAAGAGAAGAAUCGAAAACGCCUGCGUGAGUAG
Arabis nemorensis is the source of this 339-nucleotide messenger RNA. The record is from the annotation of a GenBank genome assembly. NCBI's taxonomy places the organism in Eukaryota, Viridiplantae, Streptophyta, Magnoliopsida, Brassicales, Brassicaceae.